This is a messenger RNA of Drosophila biarmipes, 2451 nucleotides long. Its product is annotated as U3 small nucleolar ribonucleoprotein protein MPP10. Gene Ontology annotation, cellular component: small-subunit processome; nucleus; Mpp10 complex. The coding region runs from base 79 to 2043 and encodes 654 amino acids. The record is from RefSeq and is a predicted model, not a curated record. Lineage: Eukaryota; Metazoa; Arthropoda; Insecta; Diptera; Drosophilidae. Gene Ontology annotation, biological process: rRNA processing. The transcript is spliced from 3 exons.
UGUUUUAUUUUACUUUAGUUCACCGCACUUGCUCUAGCUCGUAUUUAACUUAUUUGAGCGCAAUAAACUCAAUUUAAAAUGAUUGGCAGUAAAAAAACGAAGAAGGCGAAUGUCUUCAAGGAAAUCGCAGAGAACUUCGAGCAGCUGACCAGGAAUCCGGAGCGUUUCCUCAAGCCGCAACCGGAACAAGUGGAGGCCAUCGAGCAGCUUAUCCAGCAGACGUACGCCGUGAGCAUCAGCGGGGAUGUGGCCAACAAGGAGGCACUGCUGCCGGAACUGGUGCUGCAGGAGAUGGACGAGGAGCAGAUCUGGCAGCAGCUGGAGAUGCGCAACGAGCUGGUGAUCCAACAGCUGCUGGAGCAGACCGCCCAGCUGACGGCCAUGCGGGAGCAGCACCUGGGCAUCGAGCUGGACGACGGCGAGGAGGAGGAGGAUGAGAACGAAGAUCAGGAAGCCCAAGAGUCGGCCGAAGAGGAAGAAGAUGAGGAAUCAGGUUUCAGCGACGAGGAUAGGGGGCAAGGAAAGGAAAAGACAACAUCACCCGUCAAGGAUAAAAAGAAGCGAGGGCGCAAAUCCAUCGUGGACGAUACCUUCUUCAAGCUGGACGAGAUGAACGAGUUCCUGGAGCAGGAGGACGCCAAGGAGAUGCGUCGGCUGAACAGCAAGCGUCGCGUGGAGCAGGCGGACGACAUCGAUCACUUUGCCGAGGAUUUCGGACUGGGAGAAGAGGAUGAGGAUGGCAAUGUCAACUACGCGGAUUUCUUCGAUAUGGACGAGGAACUGGAACAGCAUGCUAAGAAGUUUGGCAAAGGCAAGCAAAAGGAUUUCUUCAAUGAAAAUGCAAGUGAGAGUGAGCAGGAAGACGAUGAAAAUCCCGAAGAAGACGAGGCAGAUCAGAACGAGGGAGAUGUCCAAGGGGAAGCUGGAGAGGAUCGAGAGGAGGCAGCCAGCGAAAUAGACGAAUCAGAGUUUGUGGCAAAAAGUGGCAUUGAACCUGCCAGCGAUUCAGACUCGGAUUCAGAAAAAGAUAAAGAGGAAGAGGAACCAGCGGAGUUACCCACACAGUCCUCCAAUGAGAUGCGUGAGGCUCGUUUGUUCCAGAGGAUCCGCGACUACGAGGACGUUGUCCUGGGCGAGAAGCCCUGGCAGUUGAAAGGUGAGGUCAAGGCCUCCAAUCGUCCCCAGAACUCUCUGCUCGAGGAGAUUCUCGACUUCGACUCCACCACCAGACCCACGGCGCCCAUUACAGAAGAGGAUAAUCGCUCCAUCGAGGACAUCAUCAAGCAGCGCAUUCGCGACAAAGCCUGGGACGAUGUGGAACGCACCGUGCGCCCGGUGAACACGCCGCAGGAAUAUCGCAAGCAGCUUGUUCUGGACCAGGAGAAGUCGAAGCAGUCUCUGUCGCAGAUCUACGAGGCGCAGUACCAGCGCGAGAUGGAAAAGCUUGACCCGAACCGCGAUGCCGAUGAUAAAACUGGUCCGGAACCCAAAGAACACCAGGAAAUCAAGAAGGCAAUGCGGUCCCUGUUCCUCAAACUGGACGCUCUGUCCAACUUCCACUUCACGCCCAAGCCGGUGGCGCCAGAGAUCAAGAUUGUGACCAACACGCCGGCAGUGCACAUGGAAGAGGUGGCUCCGGUGGCGGUGAGUGAUGCCAAGCUGCUGGCCCCCGAGGAAGUGUUCCGUGGACCCAAGCACGCUCCUCUGGGCAAGACGGAGCGCGACCGGACGGACAAGAACCGCGAGCGCCGGAAGAAGAAGCAGAAGCAGCGGGCCAUCAACUUGGCGCUCGAGCAGCGAGAUCUUCAGCGUGCCAAGGAGGGCAAGGCGCCUACGAAGAAGGAGGCGGAUGCCAAGCUGCUAAAGUCGAUCACCAAGAAUCGCAAUGUUCAGAAGAUCAACGCGAACAGCAACGACCAGGGUGCCCUGAAGUCCUCCAAGGCGUUCUUCAGCAAACUGCAGGACACCGCGGCGGCCACAGCAUCCAACAAGCGACCGAAAAAGGACCCCUCCAAGGCGAAUGCCAAAAGGCUGAAGCUUUAAAUGUACAUUUUAAGACUCCUCCAACUGGUAAUUGCCCUCACCCAGCCAAGUUUGUUCGUCUCCAGUCACGUGCCAGAAAGCGGGCACAGGCACACACUCAAGUGUAUGUCCACAAAGGAUUCCUGGUUGCAAGAAUAACUUUUGGCGCGUCCUGCGAGUCUGGGGAGUCCUCAAUUUGGGGCUCCAUGGGAGCUGCCAUGCGCCGGUACUUUUAAUGUUCCAUGUGCGACUGUCCUGCGUAUGCGUAUGUGAUGUGUGGGCGAUUUGCGUGUGGCUGUGUGCGAGUCAAGGACAUUCGGUGGCCUGGUGAGGCGAUUAGGCACGCGUGUAGCGUGCGGAAUAUUACUAUUUUUAGAAAUUACUUAAAAUAAACUGUUUGCUAUGUAAAUAGGACCCUAAUUAAAGGAA